Messenger RNA from Penicillium brasilianum, 2916 nucleotides. The record is from the annotation of a GenBank genome assembly. Lineage: Eukaryota; Fungi; Ascomycota; Eurotiomycetes; Eurotiales; Aspergillaceae.
CCCAGACCUUACCUUCCCUCAAUUUGCCCCUCAACAACCAGCUCUACUACGCGGCACACGGGGGCUGGAUUUUACACUGGCCUGCCUCAUCUGUCUGUUGGCGCUGACUGUCGCCUCCUCAACCUGACUUAGCGCCUGAAAUCCUCCGCGUCCCCUCAAUGGCGGACACAAGCUCGGAUUGGGCUGGUCGGCCUGUCUCCGAUCAGGCGUUGUCGUCAGACGAGGAGGACUUUGUGUCAAGUCAAAGCACGGUGUCGGCAGACCCCGAAUCUCGCACUCAAAAACUUCUCUCUUCCGCACUUGGAAAGCUCAACCUUGAUACCCCGCAACUCUCAAAUCAGAGUUGUGAUCACCGCGCGACUAGGACUUUCACACCUGACACCAACGCUUCGGUUCUUCAUUUCUCGAUGGCCAAGUCUGAGAGAAAAAAAUUGGAGUUACUCGAUUUGCCUUUGGAUGUGCUGAAGGAAAUUGUCAAAGAGGUGACACACACGAAUGACCUCACCUCGCUCGCUCUGACAUGCUCCGCCCUUCAUAAUCUCACCAUCCCCCACAUGUACUCUCGCUUUGAUAUUGUCUGGCCCGAGUCGCUGAACCCAUCGACCGAGGAAUAUUCCGGAGUAGACGCCUUAUCUUACGGAUUAUCCACGCUGGUGAUGGGGGAGGAUGUAUUCCAUCAAUUGCCGAUGCCGAGAUCUGGCCAGUUCUCGCACACCUGUACGCAUUGUGGCUGUGGCGAUCACGCUAGCCCGCCAAAUGGACACGAAACGCAGGCAAUCAUCCCCGGGUUUCGCUCCCGGCGAGGAAAUUACUAUGCGCAAUACACCCGCACGUUCUCGAUUGGCAAUGGCCCGCUGAGUUGGGUCCAGGAAUACUCGGUGAACAGGGAGGUGGGCAAGAUGCUGGGGACGCUGGUGGCCCUAGCCGUCGCGCGGAUGGUCAAUCUGGAGGCAUUCAUCUGGGACAUGCCAACGGGGGUAGUCCGUGAGAUAUGGCUGGCACUUGCGUCACUCGCUAACCGACCGGGUCAUGAAUGCCGACUGGAACGAGUCUGGGUGCGGUGGCAUGAUAACUCGGAGCAUUCGAUGCGCCCCAAUACCGCGCUACUGACAUCGUUGCUGACUACCCUGAAGAACACUCAUAUUGAACACCCUUCACUAUCAGUAUUGCCACCGCUUAGAAGCGUGACGGUCCUUGACAUAGACGAAUCCGCUUAUGUGGAUGAGCUUGCUACCCUCAUCGAGCGAUCCCGUCAUCGCUUGGCUGAAUUGCGGAUUGGGAUUUCUCUAAAGGCUAGCUUGUUACCGUGGGUCCGCUGUGCUAAGGACACGGAUAUCUCAUUUACCACCCCCAAGCCCUGGCCAAAGGUUGGAGGAGUACUCAGCAUUCUCUCGAAGCGUGAUGAAUCGACUGAGCAUGAGGACACCUCCACAAGUUCCUCCGCAGAAGAGUCGAUGCCUUCGGAACCUUCUACCUGUCUAUCAACAACGGAAAACCCUAUUGAUGGAGAGCACGAGGUUCCACAAGAGAAAGACUCAUUGCGAGGCGACGGCCAGCAAUUCUCAGUACCAACCAAUGAGGGUGGAUCUCUAUCAUCCGCAUAUGUUAUCAAGUCCACUCCUAAGCCCCGUGCGCCCUACUAUCGCUCUCAGGCGAGCACUGAUAAACUCAAUCUCCAAGUUCUUGAGUUAGAGCGAGUUCCAUUACAUAUCCCAACUCUUCUACCAGCCAUUGAGUGGACACGUCUGACUUCUCUUACAUUAAUGGCAUGUACUGAACAUGAGAAUCUGUGGCGAGCUUUACGCCGAAAAUAUGCACCGCCGCCCGUACCGGCAAACAAGCAAAAUUGCGAUCGUCGCCCAAGUCACGAGGUCACCGAAUACUCACUUAACCUCAAGCACUUGCGGACAGAUAACGUCUCUCCCUAUUUGAUGCUUUUCAUUAAGGAGGCCGUUGCUCCUAACACUCUAGAGAGCGUGUAUUUGCAAGAAGCGCCCGGUUAUGAUUCAUCCGUCCCGAUUGACGCCAUCUACAAACACAUACUCCGCCGGCACCGACUGAGCCUGCGAAAGGUACUCCUAGACGCAUCCGAGCGAAUAAACACCGGGUCCGACAUCAUGACAAAUCGCUGGCAUAAGUGGGUGCUCAACCAAGAUAUGAUCUCAUUCGUCACGAGCGGCCGUAUGCCGCAGCUACGGGAACUGGGAAUGGCAAUGGACCACCGGAACUGGCAUCAUUUCCUGCAGCGACUCCCUAAUAUGUCGCGACUCUAUGCUCUCCAUCUAACGCACAUCGGAAACACAGUCCAUCGCGACCUGAAAGAGCUUGCCCUCCAAGUCCUGGACAUCGUCAGCAUACGUCCUGACUUGAAAAUCACCUACAUCGGUCUACAAGCUAGAUGCUACCAGAUCCUCGAAGGUGGCCGUGAUGGAAGCGAGCCGUACUUUGACGAAACCCUCGGAAUUGAUCACCAUUCAAAUCCCGACGAUGACGGAAUGUUAGAGGACGACUCUAUGGGUCCAACGGGUGAAGAACACAAUUCAAGCAUACCAGACGACUCGGACCGUCUAUCCAGCGAUCUCUCUGACGGGUACGACACCGAGCAGGAGGACGAGGAGGGUGUAUCCCGAGUACAGUUCCGGCUGCAGGAAAUUCUCUUUUACGAUGACAAGAUAUCCAUUUUCAAGGCUCGCCAUGGGGUGAUUUAAGGGGGCGUUCUUUUUCUCUUUCCCGGUUGCAUUGCUCUUAUGUUCUUGGUCACGGCUUCUGCUUAGCUCCUUUUAAGUUCACAGGCGUCGGCAAGUUUCUGGUGCUUGGGAAUGCUUGGACUUUGACGGCUUGCGUUUUAAGAUACCAUAUGCAAAUCGCUUAGGAUCAACUUUGUUCAUUAUGAAUGUUUGGGACCUUUGUAGUCGG